ACCUUGAAGAUUAAAGAUGAGGUUCUUGUUGAUGAGCAUGACUUUGGUAUUAAUGAUGACGUUUGGGGAAGCAGUUAGGGAUAGAUGGAGCAGAGAUGAGAUGGUGGAGAUGGCUGGCUACGGCGAACAAAAACUCUCUUCUGUUCUUCUCACCGCCUCUCUUCUCUCUUCCUCCUCCUCUCCUAUUCAUGGUGCUACCAUUGGCAUCAAGUGCCAUAUUGGAUAUAGGAGAAUAUCUAAAUGGAUCAAAGCUGUUACAAAUGAGUUGGGGCAAUUCGUCAUCGAUCUUCCUUCUCACCUCCAUGCGAUUCCUGACUUGGACAAGGCUUGUAUCAUUAAACCACUCUCUGUUCCUAAACCAUAUCGAUGCUCAUCCAAGAUUCAUAGAGGAAUUCAACUCCUCUCCUCUUCUAACGGCUCCCGUGUCUACACAGCCGGCAACAUCACCUUACAAGAGAGCACCAUGUAAAAACAGAUUGUAAAUUUAUCUUGCUAGGAAAGAUCAGUCAUGACUUUAUUUGUAUAUGGUUCCUUCUCACUUCUUGUGAGAAAGAGAGACAAGUCUUUGUAAAUCUUGUUGUUCAUGCUCUUCUUGUAUAUAUAAAAUUUUAUUUUUGCUUCAA
Arabidopsis lyrata subsp. lyrata is the source of this 623-nucleotide messenger RNA. RefSeq lists its product as uncharacterized. The transcript has 2 exons. Bases 17 to 469 code for a protein of 150 amino acids. The record is from RefSeq and is a predicted model, not a curated record. NCBI's taxonomy places the organism in Eukaryota, Viridiplantae, Streptophyta, Magnoliopsida, Brassicales, Brassicaceae.